Clupea harengus (Atlantic herring) is the source of this 2856-nucleotide messenger RNA. Its product is annotated as CD48 antigen-like. The coding region runs from base 117 to 1157 and encodes 346 amino acids. Lineage: Eukaryota; Metazoa; Chordata; Actinopteri; Clupeiformes; Clupeidae. Gene Ontology annotation, cellular component: membrane. The transcript has 8 exons. The record is from RefSeq and is a predicted model, not a curated record.
UACUUUUACUGCUUUUAGUUUCGAAAGUAGGCUACCAGAGAACGGAGACUAACGUAAUUUUUCUUCCUUUAAUUCUGAGCUGCUUUUCCCUCCCGUUUAUUCCACCAAUUUCUAAAAUGAAGCAGCAGGUCUGGAUAAUUUUCUUUCUAGCAGUUCCACUCUGUUCAUCUGUCCAAGUCCAUAAUGCGACAGUCAAUGGAGACGUUACCCUUUCCCCUGUUGGAAUCAGUACUGUCAGAAGCGUGGUGUGGAAAUUUGGGAUUGAUAAGGUUGCUGAAUUUGAUCCAAGCUUCAGCGAAGAUGUAAAGAUAUUUGGUAAUUACCGGGGACGAACAACCUUGGAUAAGGAAACUGGCAGCAUUACAAUAUCAAAGUUGACUCUCGAGGAUAGUGGGACGUUCUCAGUUGAAGUCGACAGUGUGUUGAUGCCGGAUUUGUACCGUCUCGAAGUUCACGAGGCAGUGUACAAUGUAACUAUAAUAAAGGCUGACAGUAGUAACAGUUCGUGUGAACUGCUCUGCACAGCCAAGCCAUUUUCAGGUGAAGCUUCCUUCAAUUACGUAUGGAUAAAAAAUGGACAGUUUCUCACGAAUGGACCCCACCUGACUGUCAAUAAGAGUCACCUGUCCUACUCUUACACUUGUAAUGCAAGUAACCCAGUGAGUUGGAAGAAUACUACAGUAAAAGACAUUUGUAAAAAGGCAGUUAACAAUGUAGAUAUAAGAAAGGCUGACAGUAGUAACAGUUUGUGUGAACUGCUCUGCGAAGCCAAGACAUCUUCAGGUGAAGCUUCCUUGAAUUACGUAUGGAUCAAAAAUGGACAGUUCCUCUCGCAUGAAUCCCACCUGACUGUCAGUAAGAGUGACCUGUCCCACUCUUACACUUGUAAUGCAAGUAACCCAGUGAGUUGGAAGAUUACUACAGUGAAGGCAAAAGAGAUUUGUAAAGCUCCAAAUCGUUGGCUCAUACCUGUUGUGGUGGUACUUGCAAGUAUUGGUGUAAUCGGAAUUGGAGCUGUAGGAUGGCGCCUAUAUCAAAACAGGGAUAGCAAGCCUGAUGAUGACCCAGCAGUAAAUGGUACUGGAGCAGGCAGCAACAGAGACACGGGCGCUCCAAAUGGUGAAUCGGGAGGAUUGGUGGACAAAUCAACAGUUUGAGUUGUGAAAGCCAUCCACUGAACCGAUUUGAGUUUUUAAUGAGUUUGGAUUUUUCAUCUUCUCUCACUGGAUUCCUUCAAAACUACGAAGAGAUCCUUCUCAUGCAGAUAGUUAAUUUACUGAACGACCACUGGAAAACGGCAGAGUGCCGUGGCUCUCGACAGCUUUUAGUAUUGUAAAGCUUGGGAAGCUUUUAGCUUGUCCAUUCUAUCGGAUUUUUGUUUGUUUUUGUUUAGUUUUUUGUUGUUGUGGGGAGAUUUCUCAGAAUGUGUGUGAAGAAGGCCCCCCCCCACACACACACACACACACUAUUACCAUGUGUUGUCUCUAUAGUAUCCAAAUAGAUUUUCUCUGCAUUGCACUUACAGUAAAUGAGACUAGAGUGGCCUUAUAGAGAUCUGAACAGGGCCAAUUCACCAGACCCUUCAUCAGAGAAGGGAAGGAGUCCGUUGACAGUUUGAGUGAUGGGUGGGGUAAAUCAGUUUUAGUACUUCUUAUCUCUACACGAGAAUGAUUCAGGCCUGGAAUUAGAGAAAUGUGUCUAAAUGAAUGUUGAAUAGUUUUCUGUUCUCGUGUACAAGACCAAGUGUUACAUUUGAAACAUCCUGUAAAUGAGAGAUAUAUACAUAUAUGCACUUUUGAUGAAAAUGGGUAACAUUUGUUCCUGACUACCACCAAAUGUGGUUUGAGUGAUCCAUGCACUCUGUCUGAAUUCACCACGUUGAAUAGCAUCAUUGUUCUUGAGUAAAGUAAAAAAAAAAAAGGCUUCAUACUGGCAAUGUUGAAAUUCAGUGUUUUAGGAUUUAGCAGGUGUGUUCCAUAGCAUAACAUAUGUAAUGCCACUAUGUACUAAAAUGCUUAAACAGUACAGUUUUACUAACAUGUAGGCCGUAGGUUCUUUGUCAUAUAGGAUUUAGUCAGACGUAGACUUUUCAUGUUGUCAAGUGGAAUCCCAUUGUGACCCAGCACCAAAAAUGCAUAUGAGUGGCAUGCAUGAGACUAUACCAAAGAGUUUAGUUAUUGCAUCUACUUGCUUUCUCUACUGCAACUCUACUAUACUAGUAUGGCUUACAUCCUACCCUAUGUACUUUUUAUCUGGGGGACAGCUUAAUCUUUGUCCAAAAGAGCCCUGUCAAAACUGUCAGCCAUAUCGUAGUUCCUAUGCUUGCUGUCACUCUGUUGCUGAUUUCACCUGAUAGUUACACUGAGGUGCACUGCAGGUGUGUAAGAGCGAGUAAUGGGAGAAGGCUAUUGAGCACGCACACACACACACAGAGUGGACUGAACGAACAUCAUGGUGGUGUGUGGCUUGAGUAGAGUAUGUGUAAAGGGGUCCUGUGUGUUUGUGCAUGUGAAAGAAAAGCGCUCUUUCAAACAUUAGUGGGGUGUAACAGUACAACUGCCUUUUAUUCUUACAUAUAUUCAUCGCCUUUGUGCCUUUUGCCUUUUAUACUGAUUUGAUCCUUUGUUGUUUUUUUUAAAUAAAAUGUAAGUUCUAAUACAAGGGAUCCUUUGUAAUAUGGCAAACAAAACAAGCCACUUUUUAUUGUUUGUGUGUAAUUGACUAAGAUGAAGGGUGAAGGUUUUAAUUGAUUGUAUUUAUUUUUUUAAAGUUUGAGUUUUAUGGCAAAAGCGGUUAAUCUAUGUUUAAUAUGUGUGCAAUUUGUUGUAAAUAAAUUAUGAUUAUGCACCAACAGAA